AUGUCUCUUCAACUGAUGGCUUCAUAUGAUGGUACCAAUAUGCCGUCGAGACUACGCAGCAUCGUGCAAGCACGAGCGCCAGUGAUCAAGAUCAACGUCGCCUCUAAGAAGAAGAUUUACACCACAUUAGACAGAAUCGAAGGGACAGUAUCCAUUACUUGCCCCACAGAUCUACCAUUCGAUGAAGUCUCCAUCGAGCUUGUUGGAACUUCACGAACCUUCAUUGAGAAAAUGGCAACGGCAGCGGCUAUGUCUGGUCGAAGCGAGGCCUUCCAUCAAUUCCUGAGGCUCACACAACCGGAUGUCGCCCACCAGUACCCCGGUGAUAACAUCUUCAAAGCGGGAACUGAGUACCAAUUUGCAUUCGUCUUCGUAGUCCCACAGCAUCUUUUGCCUCGCAUCUGCCAGCAUAAGGCAAAGUCCGCAGGAAUCCCCGACGACCUUGCGCCAGAGAUGAGCUCGGUCAGAUACGGCAUUUUCGUGAAGAUCUGCAACUUCAAGGCUACGGAUGAUGGUCUCUUCAAACGCGACCCCAUCACAACUCGAGCGAGACGGCUUCGCAUCAUGCCUGUGGUUGAGGAGCAGCCACCUCUUGUUGUGGAUGACGAGGAGAGCGAGUACAUCAUGCGAAAGCAGAAGGAGACCAAGAAAGGCAUUUUCAAGGGCAAAAACGGCGUGCUAUCAAUGGAAGCCGCCCAACCAGCGUCCUUCUCUGUCAGCGCUCGACACGAUCCAGAACAACGCACCACUUCUAUGGCAACCGUCAUGCUCCGCUUUGACCCUGUCGAUAGGACUGCAGCACUACCAAAGCUCGGCAACCUGGUGGCGAAGCUGAAAGUGGCGACGUACUUCGCUAGUACCGCCCGCCAUCACUUUCCAAGUAAGAAGAAUUCAGCCCAGGAUCUCUCCCAGGGCAUUCAUAGCGAGCAGAUGACACUGGCGUCUCGUUGCAUGGGUAAUGUCGAAUGGGUCAAAGUGGACCCUGCUAAACCAUCGUCCACCGAGCGUAGGGACUCGGCGUGUUCGGCGGUCGAGACUGGUAAUAUUCCUGCACCCAGCGAGGGCUACACUGGCCAGGCUUACUACACUGCCCGACUCCUGGUGCCCAUCACACUGCCGGCAAACAAAACCUUCGUACCGACCUUCCACACCUGCCUCAUCAGUCGUGUCUAUCAGCUCAAGCUGGAAUUGGGUCUGAGCGGUAUCGGCCAAAAUAUCAACCUGAAGGUGCCGAUACAGAUCUCAUCCGAAAACGCAUCGACCGAUGCAAUUCAGCGACGCGCCUCCGGCGAUUCGAUCACAGACGAAGGCGAGAUGGAAGAUGAUGAUGUGACCGAUUUCUUCGAGCCUAGGUCGAUGAGAUCACCGGAUGGAGGAUUCGUCGGUCGAAGCAGAAUCGGCAGUCAGGCUCCGAUUAACGAUGAGUUGCCUGGUUACUCGCCGUAUGUACCGCCUGGAGGAAGUCGAAGAAGGAGUAGUGCUCGUGUCUUGAGUGGGCUGAACUGA
This is a messenger RNA of Recurvomyces mirabilis, 1506 nucleotides long. RefSeq lists its product as uncharacterized. The transcript is spliced from 2 exons. Bases 1 to 1506 code for a protein of 501 amino acids. The record is from RefSeq and is a predicted model, not a curated record. NCBI's taxonomy places the organism in Eukaryota, Fungi, Ascomycota, Dothideomycetes, Mycosphaerellales, Teratosphaeriaceae.